UCUCAUUCUUCUCAGAUUAAUCUUAUUUUAGACAUCCCAAACCAAAUUGUUGAAUUUCAUGAAUUGUAGAAGAGAGAGAGAGAGGGAGAGAGGGAGAAUGGAGUGCGGCAGAGAUGAGAGGAGAUGGUGCUGUUAUCAUCCAACAGAAAUGGUAGUUGGAGUUUGUGGUUUAUGCUUGAAUGAGAAGCUCUUAGUUGUUGCAAAGCGACGCCAACCAAUUACUCACUACUCUUUCUUUCCAAAAAUCUUUGCUCUUACCCAUCUGCGCAAAUCCCACUCUCCUUCUUCUCCAUCUCCACAAGACUCAUUUAUAUCAAUCAAGUUCGAAGAGAAUGGUGUGGCCAUAUGGGACAAAGGGAAAACCUCCAAAAUUGCACAUGAUGAGAAAUAUUGUGAUGAAAAGUUGAAGAGUGUGGUCGAGCCACGCAGGUCGUUAAGGUGGCGUAGGCAGAUUGGCCACCUCUUCCACCUCAUCAAGCGGAGGAGGCCGGCCAAGGCCACAUCAGCACCAAGCACCUUGAAAGGGAGGAUGUUAAAUAUAGGUGGAUAAGGAUUCUUACAGAGAAGAAGGCAAGAGAAUAAAGGGUUUUGCAAGAAAAGAAGACACCCUAGCUACCUUACUUUUUUUUUCUUUCACACCCACAUUUUUUUGUGCAGGAAUUCAUCACAUCACACCAUAUAUAUAUAAUUGAGAUGUGGGAUCUAGUCAAAAUUGCAUCUUUCCAAAAAAAAAGUCAUUUAUUUUGGUGAAUUUCAAGAGCAAAAUUCUAUGUAUCCAUUACUAGCUAGAACAUGCAAGUGACUUGUAGAUAGAUGUAUCAUGUGUGAUCUAUGCUUUUGUAUAUGAAAGUUGAAACAUCAAGAAAGUAACACAAAUUUGAAUUA
Salvia splendens (bonfire salvia) is the source of this 885-nucleotide messenger RNA. RefSeq lists its product as uncharacterized. The coding region runs from base 59 to 550 and encodes 163 amino acids. The transcript is spliced from 2 exons. The record is from RefSeq and is a predicted model, not a curated record. Lineage: Eukaryota; Viridiplantae; Streptophyta; Magnoliopsida; Lamiales; Lamiaceae.